Platichthys flesus (European flounder) is the source of this 1551-nucleotide messenger RNA. Its product is annotated as retinol dehydrogenase 8. Gene Ontology annotation, cellular component: cytoplasm. Gene Ontology annotation, molecular function: estradiol 17-beta-dehydrogenase [NAD(P)+] activity. Gene Ontology annotation, biological process: estrogen biosynthetic process. Lineage: Eukaryota; Metazoa; Chordata; Actinopteri; Pleuronectiformes; Pleuronectidae. The record is from RefSeq and is a predicted model, not a curated record. Bases 374 to 1300 code for a protein of 308 amino acids. The transcript is spliced from 9 exons.
GUCGUGUCCUGUUCUCUCUGAAAGCUGCGGUAACGUCGGUAGCGGAGUGUUUUUAUAUCCAUAACUGUGAUUAUUCGGCGCCGUGGAGGAGGCUGCUCGCUCUGCAGGGGUAAACAGCAUUGCAGCCAAAUCCAAUACAUUUGAAGUAAAUGGUGACAAUUCUUCAAUUUGAACCCUGCUCCCGUGGUGCCCUCCAAGUGUCCGUUAACCCAGACGUUCAAAUUCAACUUUAAAACAUCAGCAUCAUCAUAGUGCUGCAGUUUGUUGUGCGGACCAAGGACUCCUGAGGCUGUGGCAGACGGCUCAACAUUCCACAUUUUUGGACCAAGCAAUCAGGAUACUGCUGCGCCUUGAGGUCAGAGGUCAAAGAGUCAUGGGGACCAGGAGGGUGCUGGUGACUGGAUGCUCUUCCGGCAUUGGCUUGGCUGUGGCCGCACGGCUGGCUAAAGAUGAGCUGCGACGGUUUAAAGUGGUGGCCACAAUGAGGGAUAUCGGAAAACGGGGGCCCUUGGAAAAGGCGGCAGGAGCUUCCUUAAACAAAACCCUGGAAAUCAAACAGCUGGAUGUCUGUUGUGAAGACUCCAUCAAAGAGUGUGUCAACAGCCUGCCGGACAGAAGGGUGGAUGUCCUUGUGAAUAAUGCAGGUGUUGGCAUGAUCGGGCCACUGGAGUGCCAAAGUAUUGCUGCCAUGAAGGAGGUCUUCGACACAAACUUCUUCGGGCUGGCGCGGCUAGUGAAAGAGGUGCUGCCUGGCAUGAAGCGACAACAGAGCGGCCAUAUCGUUGUGAUGAGCAGCGUCAUGGGAAUCCAGGGGCUUCUGUUCAAUGACGUCUACUCUGCCUCUAAAUUUGCUGUGGAAGGAUUUUGUGAAAGUCUGGCAGUGCAGGCAAUGAAGUUUAACAUCAAGACGACUCUUGUGGAACCUGGCCCUGUGGUGACGGAGUUUGAAAGGAAAGUGUACGAAGAUGCCGAGGGGAUGGAUCUAUCAGGGACAGACGAGGAGACGGCCAAAAUCUUCCAUGAAGUUUACCUGCCAUACUCGAAAAAGGUCUUUGCCUCAUUAGGCCAGACACCGGCAGAAGUUGCUGAGCAAACAAUUAAAGUCAUCACGGCCAAGGAACCUCCUCUGCGCCACCAGACCAACCGCCUGUACAUGCCCAUGAUUGCACUGAAACAUGCAGAUCCAACCGGCCGCCUGCCUCUGGAAACCUUUCACAAGAUGAUCUUUAAACACGACCGGGUGCUCAAUGCUACUCUGGCUUUGCUUCGACUUCUGCGGCGAAGAGGAGGAGAGAAAUGAUGACUCGGCUGUCGGGUUGCAAACACUGUAGAUGUUAUUCCGCAGGAGACAGUGACUGACUGUACAUGCAAGUUGUUGUCGCUAUUCUUUGAGAAUGACCUCCAGCUGUGAGCGGACAGAGGUUUGAGUGAACAUGUUUCUGUUAUCUGUGUGAAACAGUAACUACAGUGAUAAUAGUAAUUGAAUGUGAUCUGUAAGUGUGUACCUAAAGUAUGUCUCACUGAGCAAUAUUAUAAAGCCUUCAAACUUUC